AUGGCUGCCCCUCACCACCUGACCAAUGAUGGCCCGGCCAGCCUGGAUCUCCACUCCCUGGGGCCAGCAGACAGCACAGACCUCGACCUGCUGCACGUGAAGAGCCGCAGGUCCCUGAAUGGCUGCGUCCCACUGUCCCAUCAGGUGGCUGGCCACAUGUAUGGCAAGGACAAAGUUGGUGUGUAUUAUGUCAGCUCACUGUUACUUAAUCUGUGUGUGCUUUAGCCUGCCCUGUGCCAUGUGUCACCUGUGAGGUCUCAUGGAGAGGGUGACCUGCCAUUUGGAGUGGGGUGUGAAGAGAUUGUUAAAGGAACACUCCUAGUACCACUAACCGCAGCACUGGACCACUGCGGUGGUUAUGGUAGUGUUCCUCUAGGCAGCAUUGCGUCAGUGUAGUCCCGGGCAUUGCGUCAGUGUAGCUUCUAAAAGCGUUUCAGAAUGGCUUGACAAAUCGCCUGGGACCGGUCGGGCGCCUGCGGAAGCGUCACCCAUUUUUGGCUGAGAUGAAUAAGCUGCAGGAAAAAAACCCACAUGUGGAGUGAGCAUCCAUUGUAAAGUGCUGCGGAAGUGAUGGCGCUAUAUAAAUACCAUAAUAAUAAUAGUGGAACCCAGAUAAAUUGUUUGAGAAGUUAUGCUGGUAUGGUGCCAGGGAACACCAGGCACCAUAAACGCUACAGUGGGCUGUAAUGAUUAUGGUGCUUCCAAUGUUUUUGUAACAUGAUACAUUCAUCUGUGCUGACCAGAUGUAUAGAUACCCAUCUGUUGAAAAAAAAAAAAAAAGUAGCCUCAGGCGUAGAGCAGUUUUUCAGAAUAAAGUUCAUUACGUGACAACCGCUACAGUAAUUAUGCUGACUAGAGGAACACUACAGUGUACGGAAUACAAACUUGUAUUCCAGUUGCUAUAGUGCCCUAUGUGCAGAUUUGUUUUGGGUUCCGUACGUUACUCCGGCCACUCCAUCUCCCACGACAUCAUCUGGCUCUCAAGGCACACCGAUACUCCUCUUAGAGUGCCACACGCACAUUCACGUGCUUCUCCUAGGAAAGUAUUGAAUUCAUUUCUUUUCUAUGAGCUGCAACUUCAUGUGACCAAGUUUUACUUGAUUGGUGGAAUUCCCUCUAGUGGCGAUCUAGGAAACAGUCAUUAUAGGGGUAUUUAACCCUGCAAUGGAAACACAAGUACAAAGCUACAUAACUUUUUUUUUUUUUUUUUUUUUUAAAUUGGGAGUUAAUGAAGAAGCAGUCCUUGCUUUGUUAAAGGGACACUGUAGGCACUCAGACCACUUCAGCUCAUUGAAGUGGUUUGGGUGUAAACUCCCAUCACCAUUAACCCUGCAGUGGUAAUUAUUACAGUUUUUAUAAACUGCAAUAAUUACCUCUGAAGGUUAACUCCUCCUCUAGUGGCUGUCUACUAAACAGCCGCUAGAGGGACUUCCGGAAUUGAAAUGUACUUUUGGUUCGUUAUCUGACACUGGACGUCCUCAUGCUAUGAAUGAGGACUUCCAGCGUCAGACUUUUCCCCAUAGGAAAGCAUUAAAUAAUUGGCCACUGCCGCGCAUGUGCAUUAGGUCUCCAUCGGCAGGGGAGGAGAAUGCUCGGAGCUGAGCAAGCACCUAGAGACAUCAGCGCUGGAUCCAGGUAAGUGACUUAAGGGGGGCGCAGCGGGAGGGGGCCUUGACAGACAGGAAAUCUAUAGUGCCAGGAAAAAAGGACAGUUUGAUUUCCUGGCACUAUAGUUUCCCUUUAAGCUGACUUUUCUGAAACUUAUCUGGACAAGGAUGGAAAAGAACGACACUGGAAAGUCAAGUUUGGUAAAGAAAUGGCAGGGAUUCCUUGCACCAUAACAACUUAAUCAAAAUGAAGUUGUUAUGGUUCCCAAACUUCCUAACUUCUGUCUCCUUGGACACAAGUUAAAAUGUCACCUUGUAGGGUCUUUGCUUAAAGCUAUGAUUAUAAAUUAGAAAUGUACGUUGACCAAAAAAUGUUGGCCUAGGAAUUUCAACUCUGUCUUAUUUAAAUUGAUGAGAUAUUUUACAAGUUAGAAAAGUACCAACUUCAAAUAAUUGUCUAAAAUGAUUUUUUUUCCCAAUACUGAGCGUACCCACAUGAAAAAAUAAUGUAUUUUAAGGUAUAUUGCGCUAGUAUAGAAGUUCUUUGAGUGGUGCACAGUCUUGGCUACGGGGUUGUUUAGCAUAAAUGAUUUAGUAAUUCAUUUUUCCGAAGUAGUUUGACUCACUAGGGCAGGGAUUGGCAAUAAUGCUGUCAAAGUGUCAGGGGAGAUGUAGUCCACAACAUCUGGAGUGUCAAAGGUUACCCCCAGCACUAGGUGUUGCGCAUGAUCGUGCACCUAGAGUUUUGAAUUAUUUAAACACAAGCAGGAUUAUGAAUUUAAACUGGAAUUGACCAAUAACUUCAUAUUUUAUGUCAAAAUAGCCAAGUUGGUAACAAUUUUGCAGUUUGUCUGCUUUUGCCUCAAAUUAUAAAAUUGUCUGGUCAAUUCCUGUCUUAGUUAAAGGGUUACCCCAACCACCACGACCACUUCAGUAAUUUGAAGUGGUCACGGUGGUAGGAGUCGGAAUGUGCAGCGUUUCUUUUUGAAACACUGCACAUACUGAUAUAUUGUUAAUUGUGUACUGGGGGCUAGUUGCACCCCCAGCACACUUGGCAUUGGCCUAAUUUCAGUUCUGUGCAUAAACUACAUCUGUGGUCGGAACGCACAUAAUAAUAAUAGUGGAACCCAGAUAAAUUGUUUGAGAAGUUAUGCUGGUAUGGUGCCAGGGAACGCCAGGCUCCAUAAACGCUACAGUGGGCUGUAAUGAUUAUGGUGCUUCCAAUGUUUCUGUAACAAGAUACAUUCAUCUGUGCUGACCAGAUGUAUAGAUACCCAUCUGUUGGGAAAAAAAAAAAAGUAGCCUCAGGCGUAGAGCAGUUUUUCAGAAUAAAGUUCAUUACGUGACAACCGCUACAGUAAUUAUGCUGCCUAGAGGAACACUACAGUGUAUGGAAUACAUUUCUAACAGACACAGAAAUCUUACUCUUGCAGGGGGAAGCUAGCUCUCUCUCACUGUGCUCCCUCUGUGUAGCAUUUUUAAAAAACAAAACAAAAACCCUCCCUCUUUCCCACUCACUCAGAUUCCCUCGCUGGCCCGGAGCGGGUAUAUGCUCUCCAAACUGGCAAUUGGUCCAGUCACAGGCUUCUAUAUGAGAGUCCUGUGAUAGGACUGUGUGCAGCCCCAGUCAGGAGGGGACGCAGAAGAGCAGCACUGGGAACUUCUUCCAACUCUGAAUUUAAGGUGAAUAAAACCUUCUUUUUUUUUUUUUUUUUUAAUUGAGAAGGGGACCUUCCCCACAGUGCCCAGUAUGGCAUAUUACCAGAAAGGUCCCCCCUCUCAAAAAGCUUAUAGUAACCCUUACAAACUGUAGACUUCUCGCUGGUGCUGAUUCUCAUGGAUUAUGCAAAAAUAUGAUUUACACACAUAAUCUAAAAAAUAAUACUUUUGUAACCUGGUUUUUGGAUUCAGUGAAAAAAGUAGUGCUUUAAAGGGAUACUAUGGUGUUAUGAAUAUAAACCUGUAUUCCUAAGUCUAUAGUGCUUUUCUAAUUAUUUAGUUGACCACCCCAUUAGCAAUAAAAAAAGCAUUCUACUUACCUUUCAGACUAUGAUUCGUUGGUCUUUGCACUGCCACCCCUCCUCUCUGGCUGAGAUCAUAGGAAAGCAUUGGGAGUCCAGUGCGCAAAUUGAGGUGCUGUGCCAAUCAAAAGCUCUCUACAAACAUUUCAUUUUCAACCAGACGAUAACUUACUUUAGAAGUUUUUCUCAUGCUCUGCAAAUUGCACUUUAAUCACGCACAGGAGACUCCUGUAAGGUUUAGCAAACCACUAACGGUGCAGGAGAUAAGAUUUUCUAAAUUAAAAACACUCUGCAAUAAAGGAAGUAUAAACAUUAGAUGUCACUUUACAGGAAGUGUUUAGAAAGGUUGUACACGUUAUAUGCAGAUGGGGUAUGACUAUAGCUGCAUGAACAAAGUAAUUUGACUUGUUAAUGACAGAGAACUGAGCAGUGAGACUGCAGGGGCAUGAUCUGUAUGACAAAACUCCUUCAUUAAACUAAAUUUGUUUUGGAGACUAUACCUUUAAUCGUGCAAUGAAAACAUUUCUUGUUCCUACAAAACUGCAGUGUUUUACAUUGCAGAGUUAAAACUGCAGGGGCACUGCACACAGACCAUUUCAUUAAGCUAAAGUGACAUAGAUGGUUUUAGUGUCCCUAUUACACCACAUUGAGUUUGUAGUCUUGAAAGCUAUGAUUUUUUAUUUUUUUUAUUUUAGUGAAAAAAUUAAAGUAUAGUACUCUAAAUAGUAGGCUAAACGUGACUCAUAAGAAUUUUGCUGAAAUGCACAAUUGCUUAAUUACAUGGUAAUGUUGAGUAAGCAUCAUAUUGCAUGGUUUAUGCACUAAACUAGUGAAAUGGCUAUCCAAUUGUAACAUGGAAAAGUUGGCUAAAUGAGGACGUUGGCAAUUUUUCCAAAUUGUUUCCUUAAAUGUGUAAUGUGGCUGUCAGUUGCACAGUAUUUUUCUAAUUCCUGGUUUAGUGAGUUAUCUUGUACGUCUAAGCAUUAUCGUUUAUUAACUACACUUGCAGUUGUGGAGAAUUUACAAAGGAAUUACACACUUGCAGUUGUGGACAAUUUUUUGAUUUGGCUUUUUUUUUUUUUUUGCAUAACAUGACCCACUUCCUUGUAAUUUCUCUACAGUAAACCUCUUUAUCCUGCAAGACAUUAACUUUUAAAGAAGCUCACUGAGGUGACCCCAUUACAACCUAAUUUCAGGGCCAAUGGAGGAAUUUAACUUCCUCUUUUGAUAUCCAAAAACUGUCCAGCUUUGGAAUGCUACAUAUGCACUCUUUAUGCACAACUUGGAUAAGGCAUCUCAAGUCUCCACUUGUCAGUACUAGAAAUAACACAAGCCACAAGUGCUGCUUGCUGUGUCACUGGUUCAGGAGAUUUCUGUACAUGACUUGGUACACAAAAAUGUGAACUGGGUUGUGAAUAUGUUGAUUGACUAGAACUCUAAUUGGGAUUGGGAGCUCAAUUACACAUUCUAUUCAGCACUACUAGACAGCGAUUUAUGGGGUUAAAAAUCCAUAUACAAAAAUGAGAGGCUCCUAAUUGGUUGAGACUUUCCUGGUUUGGAAAGUGUCAGUUUGCUGCAGCAAACUAUAUAUUAGCUAUAUAAGCAUUUAAAGGGACACUGUAGUCACCUAAAUAACUUUAGCUUAAUGAAGCAGUUUUAGUGUAUAGAUCAUGCCUCUCAGCUUUCACUGCUCAAUUCACUGCCCUUUAGGAGUUUAAUCACUUUGUUUCUGUUUAUGAACUGGCUCAGAUUGACACAGCCUGCAUGAACUGGUUUCACUUUCAAUCAGAUGUAAUUAACCUUAAACAAUUUUAUCUCUUGUUUUGUAAAUGUAACUUUAAUCACAAACAAGAUCCUCUUGCAGGGUCUAGCAUGCUAUUAGCAUAUCAGGGGAUAAGAAAAUCUAAGUUAAACUGAACCUGCAAUAAAGGAAGGAAGGAUAAACAUUAGAUGACUCUUUAGAGGAAGUGUUUAGUCACAUGGAGUGAGGUGUGAUUAGGGUUUAUAAACAAAGUGAUUUAACUCCUAUAUGUCAGAGAAUUGAGCAGUGAGACUGCAGGGGCAUGAUCUCUACACCAACACUGCUUCAUUAAGCUAAAGUUGUUUUUGGUGACUAUAGUAUCCCUUUAAUGCAUUAAGAGGGAGUGUGAUUUCCUGCAUAUUUCUCUUUAAAGUACUCUUCUUAUAUAAUGAAUACAUCCUCUAGGCAUUUUUUUUUUUUUUUUUAAUACAUGGAUGAUAGCGCUCUGUGGAGAGGGAGCAAAAGGCUCACACGUCCAUCUUCAUUGGUGGCCAAGCUCUGCCCCAUCCUCUAGGCAAGGCAUAGGCAACCUUCGGCACUCCAGAUAUUUUGGACUACACCUCCCAUGAUGCUUUGCCAGUAUUAUGGGUGUAAAAGCAAUAUGGGGGAUGUAGUCCACAGCAUCUGGAGUGCCGUAGGUUGCCUAUCCCUGCGUCUAGGCAUUCUGAUUUGUGCGACAAUAUUUCUUGAAAGAAUCAGAUGUUACAAUAAAGUAAUGAAAAUUCUGUGUUUGGAUGGAGUUAAUACUGGUUUCUCUCUGGUAUUAACCCUAGUGCGUAUGUGUGUGUGACUGUGGUGUAAAUUGUUGUUCAUUAUGUUAGGUGUGACAUGCAGGCCAACUUUCCCUGCAAUAAGUGUAUUUCAGUUUACAUUGCCAGGACAUUUCCUACGUGUUCUUUCCUCAUUUUAAUGCAGUACAAAUCUGGGCACUCAGCACUUAGAGAGUGGGAAAAAUCAACUUGGUAUACUUCAGGCUGUCUAAAAUUGCAGGAUUCCAGGAUUGAUUCCCAUUAGUGUAGUUUAUUAGAUUUUGGAUUACAAUUUCUGUCAGAUGGAGUCUGACUGCAAUGACACAACUCAGGCUUUUUGCUGAUGCAAAUGUCAGGGCUCAGCCAUUAAUUUGAUUUUGUGGUAUACUUAUUGUCACAUAUAUCUGUAAUAAAAAGCAGGAUAGAAAUCUGGCAAAUGGUGGUGGUAAGUGCCAUGAUGCUUACAAGUGUGUGUGGGUUUUUUAUUUUUUUAGGUUGAUUACUGUGGUAAUCAAAUGGCAGGUAAUAGUGUCAAACGGUAAAGAAAUAAGCAAAGCUAACUUCAUCUCAGUGUCCUUUUAACCCUGCAGUAUAAAACACGUCUACAUUAGUGUUAGGUCUACCUCCUGUGAUUGUCAUUAUGACCACUAGAGGUGCACUGACAGAGUAAAUCUUGGCCAUGUGAUCUGAAAGCCUCAUAGAAAAGCAUUGAUUCAUGGGGACGUUGGAACAGGGCUUGACAAAUUUGUUUGGGAUCUAGGAGCCAGUUUUUUUGUUGUUUUUUUUUAACUAGCGAUUAUUAAUUUACGAGAAAUAUACAAUUCUUAAAGGGACACUAUAGUCAUCAAAAUCACUACAGCUUAAUGUAGUUGUUCUGGUGCCUAUAUCCUGUCCCUGUAGCCUUUUCAAUUUAAACGCUGCCUUUUCAGAGAAAAGGCACGGCGUCGGAAAGAAAGUGCGUAAAAACACCUCUCUCGUGAUCGGAGGGAUGCAGGUACCUAAACACACACACACACUCUCUUUCCAUUUUAAUUCUAAUCCACUCAGCCUCACUACCUUUGGGAGAGUUGAGUGGAUUUUCCCUGGGGUCCAGUGGGACUGCUCUUCCUGUCUGUGAGGGAGCAGUAGUCUACCUGCGGCUCCUCUCUGCUCCCUGUAGGGAUGCCAGGGCCGGAAUUACGUCAUAUUUCGGCUCCCGGCAUCCCUAUGCAGCGUGAGGGAGCAGAGAGGAGCUGCUGGGAGAUUACUGCUCCCUUGUGUGCUGCCCCAGCCUGCCUCGGCCACCUGCACACAAUCCAGGGCGGCCGCCUGCAGGCUCACUGAGCCGGCCGGCUCCAUUGUUUCCCCAUCCUGCCUUUAGCUAAAGGGCUUCAAAUCUCAGGUGCCAGGGCCAAAUUUCUAGUCGCCAUGGGGACCUGGUGCCUGGGAUUUGUCGAGCCUUGCGCUAACAUGAGCGGUACGGACUAAUCAUGGCGUGUUCGGACUCUAUUGCUCCUCUAUGAGGCGCUUAGAAAUUGACAUCUGCGGAGGCCAUGCCUUCUCUGUCGUUGGAGCCGGAGAGGUAAGCAAGAGAGCCUCGACGCUGGAAAAAGGUUACUAAAUCUUUACUUUUUAAUGCACCAAGUGAGGGAGUCAUUAAUACAAGCAGGGUCAGGAGCACGUUUUGUAUUUCUAAAGCUAUAGUGUUCAUUUAAGUGUUAUAUUUGCUAAUGCUCAUCCCAUAGCCACUGCAUUCCAUUCUUAUUUAAAAAGUCAGGUGCAUUUAUCAUGUCUAUAGAAUUGUUGGAAUUUUUGAAAUUUUGUAUAUCCAUAACGUUCUUAUUUCUAAUCUCUUGUCUAGACAGAACUUUUGUUUCAUGUAAAGCAGUAUUAUGCUUCCAUCACGGCUGGUAACUGCAAAUUCCUGGCAUAGAGUUACUUAAUCGAAGAAACAGCACAUUGUAAUGGCUAUGGUGGCUAGAGUGCCCAGGUGACCCUUCAUAUUUGAAGUAGUUAAACAGUUUUAGAAAAGUUUGACUUCUUACCCGGGGUCUGUUUGAGCUAAGGCAGGCUGUGCAGCCAAUGAGCUAACGGAACUCCAGUUAAGAAGUUAAAUUUCUCAAAUACUUUUUACUCCUUACAAUGGUGUCAUCUUCGGGGGAGGGAGAAGCCUGUCUUAUCCCCUUCUCCUCCUGUCUUUUUGGGCUCACUCACACCAUCCUAUCUAGUUGUUUAAGGGACUUUGGACAGGGAGGCCCAAAUCCAUGAGACAUCAUGGCUUUAAUAUUCAUAGCUAUCCGACUCCUCGGGAGCCUUCUUUGACCUGGCCAGUGCGCUCUAACGUACUGCCUCUCGGCUGAUGUACACUCACAGAUGAAAUCGCAGUUUGCAGAUGUCUUCCUUUUGAAAGAAUUGGGCUACAAACCAGAACCACUGCAGUACAUGCGGACAGUGGGCUGGAUGGAAUUCGUGGCUCGUAUCUUGCAGAUCCUGGGGAAAUCCAUAACUUUGUGCUGUGCAUUGUAAUGGUGCCAUCUACAUGCACUCUUCUGCUUUUGAAGGAACUGGGUGCCAGUGCACUGUAGUAGUUAUGGUGCUUGGAAUGUUACUUUUAAAACCUGCGGUCACAGAUAUUUUGCUGCCUGAUGAUGGUAGUAACAGCUCGUCACAGAGCUUUGCAUAAUUUCAAGGUUUGCAAUGAACUUCCUCCUUGCAGAUUGUGCCAUGCUGUGACACAGCAUAGUCCAUCAGCUUUAUUGCAGGUUCUAUGCUGUAAUCAUUGGUAAAGUUCCAUUGUCAGUUCUAUCAUGAUGUAGGAAUGUGGAAUUUGUAUCUUCUGAUCCCAGGGCAUGUAGUUUUCAUGCAAUUUUAUUAAAAUUUUUGCCUUUAGCCCAGCUGUUGGCAAGCAUCAGGGAAGUCAUAUGAUAGACAGGUGUAUGAGGGCCAUGAGUGUUAAGUCUGCACCUCUGGCAGGUGCAGGCCUGUUUAAUUGCUGCCUUGAGGUUCAGUGUAGAACUUAUGCUGUCCCACUAGACUGCCAGAGAACCUGAUUCCCUAUUGGAUUACCAAUUAUGUUUGAUGUAUUUGUUGUAGUAACUAUUUUCAUGCUCAAAAAAUAAGAUUUAGCAAGGUACCCACAUUUGCAUGCAUUAACACUACGAAUGGCGGCAUUUUGGGUAGGGUAAAUUGAUAUACGCCUUGCAUGUCAAACUCAAAGGCUAGCGCAGACCAAAUAAACAAGGUCUAAGUUUAUGUGGGCCGCAAAAAAAAACAAAAAAACUUUACUUUUCAAAAUAAACAUACAUUUCUAUGAAAAUUUAAGUAUAUAAAAAAAAAUAUAUACUGUUUAGUAGAUACAGCAAUGUUAUGUUUGCAGAGUUAACACACCUCCAGUGGAGGGGGCUAUAAUCUAAAUAGUUAGUUGGGCACAAUAAUGUUAUUGGUACAUGUUUAAAUUAACUACAAUAUAGUUCUUGUAAUCUAGGUUAAAAAAAACAAUACUCACAUCUAUAUAGUUCAACCUUAAAACACAUUCCUUUAUGCUACUGAUCCCAAGCCCACAAUUGUAGAGAUUUCUAGUUAUGCCACAAAAAGGGGAAAAAAAUCCUUCUUGACUCCAUAAUGGCAAUCUGAUUUCUCCUGUGAUCAACAGAUUGUUCAUUCAUAUUAUAUAUUUGAAUAUUCUGUUUAUUGCAAAUAGUGUUCCUUUAAGGAAACGGCACUGGGUUUCUUCAUGUCCCUAAAUGUUCCUUUUUGUGUAUUUAUCAUACAAUGUUUGUUUACUGUUAUAUGCUUGCCCAGUUACUUCACCUUUGCUACCAUUUUGCAUUCUGAGCAAAAACACACACUGUAAAGGAACAUUUUAUUGGAAAUAAAAAAACCUAACCUUACCCUUAACCUCCCCCUUAAUAAAAUUAAAAUUUGGGGCGGGGGGAAAGGUUUUGCUUUUUUCUGCUUUCCAUGACAUCACACAAAUGCUAAUAAACGUCCAAUCCUAAUACAGAAGCAUUGGGGACGAAAAGCACAUGUGUGGCAGUACUGUGCGUCUCUUAGCUGUGAGAACCAGGUUUAACUCUGUUCGUAUAACGGAAGACCCUCUGGAAGACAGCCACUAGAGGCGUAUUUACCCCUGUAAUGUAAGCAUUGCCAUAUUUUUCUUAAUGACAAUACUUUACAUUGCAGGGUUUAAAUGAAAGGACUAAGACACUGAUAGUCUAUUUUACAAAAAUAUAUAAAAGACAAAAAAGGUCCUUAAAAUAAAAUAAUGUUAAAAAAAUAAAACUUUGCUAUUGCUCAAAACAAUAAUAAAAAAGAGGCAAAGAAAAAAAAAAAACUAAAACAUAUUUGAAAAGUUAAUGGACUGAAUGCUUGACAAGUGAAGUUAUGUAACUAGAAACAAUUGCUAAGAAAUAAUCCUAACAAAGUGUUUCAGGAGGCUUGAAACAAAAAGGUUACUUCUAUAGAAGCACAAUUUACCAGGGCCUUUGCUGUGUGGACCAAAAUGAGAGCAACUACAACCAAUAACACUAGAUUUUGGGGAUUGUUCUUCUGGUAAUAUCCAAACUGAUAGUAGAAAAAAAAAAAAAUCACACGCUAAAUUCAACUUAAAGGACCACUAUAGGGACCCAGACCACUUCAGCUUAAUGAAGUGGUCUGGGUGCCAGGUCCCUCUAGGAUUAACACUGCUGCUGUAAGAGAAACUGCUAUGUUUACAAAUGGGUUAAUCCAGCCUCUAGUGGCUGUCUCAUUGACAGCCGCUAGAGGCGCUUCUCACUGUGAUUUUCACAGUGAGAAGACGCCAGCGUCCAUAGGAAAUCAUUGAGAAUGCUUUCCUAUGAGACUGGCUGAAUGCACGCGUGGCUCGUGCGGCGCAUGCGCAUUCAGCCGAUGACUGGAAAGGAGGAGGAGAGUCCCCAGCGCCGAGGGAGCCCGGCACUGGAAAAAAGGUAUGCAACCCCUUCCUCACCCAGGAGCCCGGUGGGAGGGGGACCCAGAGGGUGAGGGGAACCCAAGGGCCCUAUAGAGCCAGGAAAACAAGCCUUUAGUUAUUAGUCCAUUAACUUGUUGGGUGGGAAGCGUUAUUAUUUUCACUGUGUGUUAAACAAAAAAAAUGCUCAAAGAAAUGCUACUAAGAGGCACAAAACUUGCUCUAUAUGUAUCUAAAAAUUGUGUGUGUGUGUGUGUGUGUGUGUAUGUAUGUAUGUAUGUAUAUAUUUAUUUCCUCAAAAUGGUAUUUCCUUUCUUCAUUGUGUGUGUUUUUUUUUUUUUUUCCUUUCCUCAGGGAUAUUACAACAUCCAGAUGGGACUGUACUGAAACAAUUGCAGCCACCGCCACGUGGACCAAGAGAACUGGAUUUCUAUAACAUGGUAAUUAUUCUGCUGGUAUUAACUAACCAUUCUACUUGUACUAGUCUACUUGAGUCAUCUCAGUAAUACAUGGAUACAUACAGUGGUGAGAAAAGGUUUGCACAUCGCUAUAGUGAUAUAAUCUAUUAUUAAUAGAUAAAGAUGACCUUAAAGUAGUUAAAGUUGUUGUAAAUUCAGACUUAUUUUUUUUGAGUGUUAAUCUGACAAUUUUAUUACGUUUCCAAUCUGAUUAGUAAAGCGUUUCCUGCAUAUUUCUUUAGUAAUUUGAGAAAUCAAACCCAGAUGAGACGAUUAUUUUUGACAUUCUAUAGUUUGAAAAAUAAUGCACGUAAAAAUGAAAUGACAGAGGAGGGAAACAAGAGUGUUCGAGACAUUAAUACAAAACAUGACAUAACAAUUGCAAGUUCGAUUAAACAUAAUAUUCUAUCUAUAUAUAUAUAUAUAUAUAUAUAUAUAUAUAUAUAUAUAUAUAUAUAUAUAUAUAUAUAUAUAUAUAUAUAUAUAUAUAUAUAUAUAUAUAAAUAUAUAAAACCCGGGACAGCUGGAGGGUGGUAAGGUUAAUGAGAGGUGUGUAACAAGUGUACAUAACCCAGGUGUCUCCAGGAAUGGAACAGUAAAUAUGUUGAGCAGAGAAACAGGAGUAAGAUGGGGUAGGGGGUCGAUAUAUUUACGGGUGUAGUAUUACAUUCUAGUAUAAGGACUUUGGUCAAGAUGCAUAAGAUGUGGGGAAAAAAAAGAAGCUAUUGUGCGUUAGGUCUAUUCUGGAGAAAGUAUCUAGUGAUGAAUACAACCUGUGUAGAGGAACUGGGGAAUUAUGCAGUGAAGUGAGUUACCCCUAACCAAGGGCGCAGUGGUGGGAUGGGACUGGAGGGAACUAAAGUAACCAAAACGGGUCGGCCUGGGUCGACCCAAAACCAUACAUAGCAAACUAUACUUCUGUAGCUUGAACCCUGCUUUUCAUCUUUAAAAAAAAAAAAAAAAGAAAAAAAACACACAAGAUUUGCAAAGGUAGAAAAAUAAGAAAACUUGGGAAGAAAGUGUGAAUAUUGAGCAAGGAUAUCCAAACUUCCACUGUUUAGCUAACAAACAGGUGUUAACUUCGAAUGGUACCGUCACCAGCAGUAGUCCGGUAACUGGGCCUUGGGAUCCCCCUGGUCUUGGGACAGAGGAAGUGAUGGUGACAGUGUCCCAGAUCUCUCAGGCAAGGCAGUCCCAGGGCUUCCAGAAUGGUGGGUGCUGCAGCUAUCGAUGCAGGAGUAUGUGUAGUCUCCAUCAGCGAUCCUGUUGUUUCCCGUUUGUAAGAUAUUCCAGCAUUCCUCAGUUGUGACAUGACUUCUCUGAGGGACUUGUGUCAAAUCAGAGAGGCUCUGCUGAGGGGAUGAGGAAGGGUAAUAUUUGACCCAUAAAUGUCAAAAUAGAUGUAAAUCUUAGGUAUGUGAGGUACUCGGGACAAAUAAAUCACUUUAUUCAGGUUUUGUUCUGGAUGCCCUAGUUUUGCACAAAUUAUAGUGGCAAAAUGGCAACAAAUGUUAUUUACAAUCAAUAAAACAGUGGAAGAAAACAAUACAAGAUAUGGCGUUUUUUUUUUAUUUUUUAUAUUGAAGCCAGAGAUUACUGUAGUAGUCAAAUGACACAAUUUAUUUUGAUUGUUAUAGGUUUUUACAAAAGACUGCACCGACCAUAACCUCCUUGACCUUCAGAAGUUUUUGCCAAAGUAUUUUGGCACGUGGUCACCAUCAGGAUCUGCAAAUGGUAUGCAUACUCACAGUAAAUAGAAUCAAAUUCAUAGAAUUCAGUCUUUCACGCUAACCUUUGCCAACACUGAAGUAAUAUACAGUUUUGUCUUCCUUGAGGCAUAGAAAUUCCACGCAGAAUAGCACUUUAAAUUUCUCGCAGGACCAGGUAGCUUGUUCUAGAAUCCUGGUCCCUCUGUUGUGACUGUGAUAAUUCUAAAUUUUAACUGCACGUUGUCAGUUCUAACCUGUUAAUGAUAGACUGUGAGCACUAGGCUAGAUGUAGUGGUUAUGGUGAAUCAAUUAUUAUUAUAGUAAAUUGGUUAAACUCCCACCUUAGUUAUUGUUUUAAUAUAAUUUUGGAAUCAUCAAGGGGAAUUUAUAUUUAUUUGUAAACAUGCCACAUUCUCGUUUUUUAUGUUCUUGUAACAUAAGAUCUAACCUGCACACUGCUUUUAAAUGUAUUGUGCAUUUUUAAUCAUAAACCUUCAUAUUGCAAUCCAGUUUUCAGAUCAACAAGUGCAUGUUUUCAAUUUGCUAAAGGUACAAUCUGGUCCUCAUGAAAGACAUCAUGCCCGCAUGGAAUUUCAGUUUAUUUGGCAUUUGUUCCUUUGUACAGCUCUGCUGUCAUUAGAAAGGCAUUACAUUUUGGAAAAGGAUUAUUAAGGAUUAGAUUUUCAUGUGAUAGACAGUCAUUGGUACUUGUCAGUUUAGUGAAACAAUCAAAUAACUGGCCAUAAAUACAAUGUUACGUUGACAAGCAGGAUGUAUGGCUUCUAAUGGUUAAAGGGAUCACUUCAUUAAAGUAGGAAAAAAUAGUAAAUAUUGCCCAACAGAAAAUAUGCAUAUAAUUUGUUAUGCAUGUUGUUUCCCCCCCUUCCUUGCUUUACGGGGGUACAUGAAAUCUUGGCUUGCAAUAGGAAUAUAUAUAGGAUCCCAUUUUUAGCCCCCCCCCCCUUUCUUUUCCAGCACAGAACUUCUGUGGCAGUCCAGUAACAGACUUUUCUAUGAGAUUUAUAAUAGUUCACGAGAAGACUUUGCAAGGCAGAUGCUCUGUGCAGGCACUACCUGAAGCUAAACUAUCCGGAAGCAUAGGAUCGGCUGUCUGACAUUUGAGGAGUUGCAGCAAGGUUAAUUUUUAAAAGCGCUAUGUGGAGUGUUCCUUUAAUGUUUAUAUAACACACUGUGGCAUCCAUAAUAAUGUAUUCAUUUAUCUGCAAAUAUGUGCCAUGCAAAAUAAACAUAUAUUGAUCUACCAUGUUGACAUUUGCAUAGUUAGAUUUGCGUUUUGUUUUUCCUAGAUCUUUAUUUAAAACUGGAAGAUGUAACCCGUAAAUUUAAUGAACCAUGUAUCAUGGAUGUGAAAAUUGGUCAGAAAAGCUAUGAUCCAUAUGCAUCUUCUGAAAAGAUCCAACAGCAGGUCAGCAAGUACCCACUGAUGGAAGAAAUUGGUUUCCUGGUACUAGGUAUGAGGGUAAGUGUGUUGGAUGUCUCAAUUUAUAAUUUUACACUUUCUGACAAAGAUUUACCAUGUGAGCAGUUUGCAACUUCUGUAAUUGUAUUUAGCAGGAGCUAACUGUGGUGUUAUUUCUUGUUUUUUUAUUUUUUUAUUUAUAUUUUACAGUAAAAGGCACUUGGUGACACAUUUUAUCUCAGUUUAUGUUCAUCCCGUUUCUAGCUCAUGCUUAUAUCUAUUUAUUAAGUUUCUGUGAACCUAAAGGGACACUACAGUCACCAGAACCACUAUAGCUUAAUGUAGUGCUUCUGGUGUCUAUAGCCUCUCCGUGCAGACUUUUCAAUGUAAAGGCAAUUGUUACAAAGCUGAAACUUUUCUUUUCAUUUUUAUGGCAUAUGGGGUGGUGCAGCUAUUCUAAUUCUAUAGUGUUCCUUUAAGUGAAACUGAAUUUGUGGUAGAAAUAAUUUUUUGUGCAAGAUACAUCCAAUUUAAUUGGGGAAUGGAUGCUUCCAAUUAAAUAUUUCAUGCAGAAAAUAGAUAUCAAAACAAGUAACCUGCUAAAAGUGUUUUUUUUUUUUUUGGUAACCAUCUGUUUACACAGCCUGCUCCGUGCAGAACAGGCCUAGAACCUGUUAAAUUACAGUGCUUGUCUGGCACUGAAUUGGGUUAAAUGCUUUUAAUAGGGAUUAUCAGACAUUAUCCCUCACAUAAAGCUUUUACACCUACUGUUCUAAAUCCUGAUUUGGGUAUUGGAGCAGAGUAAAACAUAAUAAGCCUGCGGGGAACUAAUUUUCUUUCAGUAAAUUUUGCUAGAGCCUCUCGAUGAGUCAUGUUUUGUCAGCUCAGUGCCACCUCCCGUUUUUUGUUUCACAAGUGAAAAUGAACACUGAGCAAGGCGUUGUGGUUUUUUUUAAAUGUAAUUCUUUCGGUAUGUGCACAGACCGACACUUUUUUGUUUUGGUGAGGAUUUACUUUCAUGAAGUCUAUUAAAGUAAGGAGAGCAUAGUUUUAUUUUUGUUUUUACAUUGCCUUGUAAUGGGGAAAGCAAAUCUAGAAUUUUGUGUAUGUAUGUAUGUAUGUAUGUAUGUAUGUAUGUAUGUAUGUGUAUAUAUAUAUAUAUAUAUAUAUAUAUAUAUAUAUAUAUAUAUAUAUAUAUAUAUAUAUGUGUGUGUGUGUAUAUAUAAAAUUUUAUUAUAAAUCUAACCCCCCCCCCCAACCUUACUGUUGACUGACCCUGACUUAGGUACGCUCUGUUUGCUCUUGGAUGGUACUUGACAAGUAGCACAUCUCAUUGUUUAUAUAGUUUUAUAAUAUUUCUUUACAUAUUUUACCUUCCAAAGGAAGAUCACCCUUGCAAAUGACUGUCUGCAUCAAAAUAUUGCAUUUUUGUUAUAUAUAUUUGAUAUUCGGUUUCUCCAUACAUGUUUUGGGGAGAAACCUCUUAGAAUUGGUGAAGGAACUUCAUUUUGAGACCAUAUCUGGCCUCUAUAGAUCAAUAAAGCCUGGCACUCUCUCUUAUAGGGUUGUUGACUAAAGUGUAAAUGUUUUCUUUUUCUUUUUUCAUUUCAGCUAGUUUAAUCUUAAAGGACCAUGUAGCACCAGGAAAACAAACUGUUUCCUGGCACUGUGUAGUCCUUAGGUCCCCCCACCUUCAUGGCCCCCCUCCUGCUGGGCUGAAGGGGUUAAAACAUUUGCCUUUCUCCAGCGCCGGGCUCCUUUGGCGCUGGGGAACUCUCCUCCUCCUGCCGACGUCGGCGCCAAGAGCCACGCACGCAUUCAAACCACCCAUAGGAAAGCAUUACUCAAUGCUUUCAUAUGGACGUCAGCGUCUUCUCAAUGUGAUUUUCACAGUGAGAAUUGCGGAAGUGGCCUCUAGUGGCUGUCAGUGAGACAGCCACUAGAGGCUGGAUUAACCUUCAGUGUAAACAUAGCCGUUUCUCUGAAACUACUAUGUUUACAGCUGCAGGGUUAAAACCUGGGGGACCUGGCACCCAGACCACUAAAUUGAGCUGAAGUGGUCUGGGUGCCUUUAGUGGUCCUUUAAUUCAGUAAUACUAUAGUGUUAGGAAUACAAACCGGUAUUGCUAACUCUGUAGUGUUAUAUCAUUUUAGAUUCAGGCAAACUCCAGAUUAAAAAAAAAAAAACCUCAAAACAUUGGACUCCCAUAUUUUUUCCCGGUCGCAUUGCUUUCGCCGCGAUCGGCCACUUCCGCUAGCUGAUUAUCAAUUCUAAUGAUCUCAGAGAAUCCAGUGCUUACCUAUGAAGAAGCAUUGUGAGUUAGUGUGCACGUGACAGUCUCCGCUCUAUGAUCAAUCAGUCGCCCUAUACGAAUGCAUUGGGUCAAUGCAUCCCUAUAGGGAGCUUUCUGUGCUGAACAUCAGUCUUCAUUCUUUGCAGAACCUCAUCCAAAAGGUCUCUCCAGAACUGUCCGAGUGACAGCCAUUAAAGGAGGUGUUACACAGCUAUGUAAACUCUCCCUUUUCUCAGAAAAGGUAACUUUUACACUGUUUAGAAUGCAGGGACAGUCUCUGUGCAUCAGAACCACUAUAUUAAGCGGUAGUGAUUCUGGUGCCUAUAGUGUUUGCGGUGUAGCUGUAGAGAUUACUUUCUAUAGAGAAAAAUGUGAGAGAAUGGUGAAGGGUAUUUCGUCAAACUUUCACCUUGUUACUAGAAGUUAUUGAGGACCCCUUCAGUACUUUAGUACUUUUUGGUUCCACACCAUUUCCUCUUGGAAGAAUAGCUCUGUCCAAAUGUCCCCUCAUUGACUUUGUCGGUGUAGUCGUUGCAGCAUUUCAGAAUAUCUUGACACCUUACAAACAAUGGGCCUUUUUCUGUUGAUAAAUGCCAUUGAUGAACAUUUAAGAAGUUUGUGUCACACACCUAAGAAUUGCGAUGGAAAUUGCGCAGUAUGCGCAAGUUAACUUAUUUAGGUCUGUGAACCUUUCUAACUUUUUUUUUUUUUGUUUGAUUUCCUUUUGUGUUUUAUUUUGCACUUUGGAGUAAAGGUAAAAACAGGAAAUAAAUCUGCUUUAGGUUAAAGGGACUCUAUUGGCAUCCUAAUCAACAUCUCAGAGAAGUGGCUGGGGUGUCAUGUCUGUCAUAUUAAGCCUGAAACUAAAAGCAUUGUUGUUAUGUAGGUUUAAACUUGGUUUUCGCUCAGAUGACUUGCAUUUAGAGAAUUUGAUUGGCAAAGCGUAGCAUUUUGCCAUGCAUGUGCUCUAGGUUUGGCUGAGAUCAACAACAUUGAUCUCUGCCAAAGAGUUAGAGCAGCUGAUAAGAAGAACAGAUUGCAGGAUAUAUGGUAAAUACAUUUUUAUCUUUUUUAUUUUUUAUUUUAUUUAUUUAUGUAUUUUUUUUAAACCCCUGCAAGGGAGUAGACACCUAAAUAGGUAGGAGAGAGCUAUAGUAUUGGAAUACAAACGCUAUAUUGUUCCUUUACGACCAGUGCCACCUAGAAACAGAUUAUUUUUAAGCAUUGUUACAUAAUGAGUGACCAUAAAACAAUCACUAUGUUCUGGGAGAGGUGUUUUAUUGCCUGUGAAGUAAAGCAGGUUAGUAAUAUGUUUGGAUAAGUGAGGUUAAAGGCUAAUUUUCUUUAUCUACCUGUCUUUCUCCAUGACUAUUUUUCCAUCCAGCUUCUCUUCCAGUUGUUUAUUUUUUGUUGUUUUUUUGUUUCAUAAGCCAUGUUGCCCUUUGCUCUUUACUUGUAAUUCCGUUUGAGUUGUUAGUAUUCAUAAAAACUAAUUUGGACAUUUGGUUGAGGAAUAUGUAGUGAUAUCUUAAAGUGGCACCAAGGUAGUUGAAUUUAAAGGGAUAAUAAACACCAAAACUAUAAAAUCUUAGUGAUUUUGGUCCAAAGACUCUCUUCCUGCUUUCUCACUAUGUAAAACAUUGCCGUUUUAGAGAAAGGGCAAUGUUAAUAUUUUGAAGACCAACCAAUAGAGGUGUUUGCUUAUUGCACACCUUUGAGUUGUGAAGUCCUCAUCUUCACUGCCAUCGUCGCUUUAUUCAAUUCCUUUUUAUAUGCUGUAGUUCCUCAAUGCUUCUCUCUGGAGAAAAGCAUUGGGUUGGACUUGGAUAAUGUAUAUUGGUGUCUUAAGAAGCAGAGAAGCUACAGUGGGGAAUAUGGCUAGCCCUGAAUUUAAAUCCAUAAAAAAGUAUGCACAUAACUUUACAGAAUCGAAAAUAGAUUAUAAAAGAAAAAAUACAUGAAUAAAUGGACUGUCCUUUUAUACAUGGUAGAGUCAGUUAAUAUGAUUACGUAUCUCUUCUUAAAAGUAGACAUUGAUCAAAGGCACAGACACCAGAAGAACUUCAUCUAAAAAAGUUGUGUGAAUAUAGUCUUCUUGGCUGCGAGCGUCAGCUGACUACUUUCAGCCAAUCAGUGGCACCCCUGCCCAGCGUCCUGUACAUGAAAAUUCUGACGCUGGAUGCCUCCUGGGAGGGGAUGGAGACUAGCGCUGUAUGCAAUUUAGGGAUUGAACGGUUUAACCCUUUGAGGUAAGAGUGCUUCCAGAGGCCUUCUGGCACCAUAACAACUUCAUUUAGAUGUUUUUUUUGUGCCUGAUGUGUCUCUUUAAGAGAAUGCUAGAAGCCAUGAAAUACUAGCCCUGUAAUCCUUCUAUGUACAAAUUGUUGCAUACGUGGAUUGAGAUUUAACAUCUCCUACUUUACCACCAUGAUUUAUGUUUGGAAUGGACAUCUGGCUUAGAGUAGAAUAUGAAAAUCACAUUUACACAUGUUUAAACAUGAGAUUAUGGUGUUAGAGAAAUGGUUACUUUUCGCAAAGCCUACGUUUACACCUUUAUAAACUGAAAUAGUAGCGUGAACAGAUUAAUAUACCUAGGCUAUGUCUUUCUAAUCCAUUUUAUUCUUACCUGUCAGUGUUUGUCAUAUGAUUUGCAUGACUAUUCUUGCCUAUUUUGGUAAACAUAAUAUGCCUUUGAAUUAUACAUUGUGCUAGCCUAACUGUAUAUUGAAAUGAAUAGAUUUUUUUUUUUUUCCAAAAAUUAUUUAGACUGCUAAAAUGUUUCAAUCUAUUAGUGGGUUCUCUCUGUCUCUCUGUCUCUCUGUCUCUCUGUCUCUCUGUCUCUCUGUCUCUCUGUCUCUCUGUCUCUCUCUCUCAUUUAUUUCCAAAUGUUCAUAUUUCUACCAAUUUUUUUUUUUUUUUUUUUUUUACUAGACACAUUGACCAAUAGCUAGUUUAUAACAUGUACACUAUCACAUUAAAUGAACAUCUCAAGAAUAAUGCUUUUGGACAGUUUUUUUUUUUAUUUCUUUUUUUUCUUUUUUCAAGCAGUCAACAGGUCCUGUUCCUAGUAACUUAGUUCAGUGGAGCUAUACUCAAAAGGAAGCAUUUGGAAGUCUGUGAUUGGACAGCCACAAAGUCUGGGCACGGUUCAAAGGGAAGGGCUUUCAAAGGCCACAGACAAAAGAACUUCAACUUAUACAAGCUCAUUAUAGAUAUACCCACUGUAGGAAAAAAUACAUACAUACAUACAUACAUACAUACAUACAUACAUACAUAUGUUUUCAUUGGGACUAUAUCUAUUAAAUAUAGUGAUUUAAAAAAAAAAAAUGUUAUACUAUAUUUUGUAGAUUUACAAUUUUAUAUUCUCUACUUUUAUGUAGAAAUGAUAGAGGGCGCGUAUGUAAUUUGUAGUAUAAGUUUUGGAUUAAUGAACAGAUGCCCAAGAAAUUUUUAUGAAAAGACAGAACAACUCUAUUAGUAAAAGAUUUAAAGACAACUAUCAUCAAGCUUUCACUUUUUUUUUUUCUUUUUCACCUUGUCUGAGCAGCCAUGUUUGGUAAAACUCUGUUACCUUGGCCUGCUGCUCAACUUAAAGGGACACUACAGUGCCAGGAAAACAAACCGUUUUCCUAGCACUGCAGGUACCCUCUCCUUCCCACCACCCAUCCCAUGUUGCUGAAGGGGUUUCAGUGACUUACGUGAGACCCCCCGCUGGUGGUGGUUUCGGGUCCGCCCACACUCCUCCCCGCCGAUUGCGCGGCCGCCGGCGGGGGAGACUGCAUGCGCGGCAGUGCCGCGCGCAUUAGACCUCUCCAUAGGAAAUCAUUAAAAAUACCUUGCUUUCCUAUGGGAAAUUGAGCGACGCUGGAGGUCCUCACACAGUGUGAGGACAUCGAGCGACGCUCUAGCACAGAAAACCUGUGCUAGAAACCAGGAAAUGCCCUCUAGUGGCUGUCUAGUAGACAGUCACUAGAGGAGGAGUUAACCCUGCAGCUGGAAGUAUUGCAGUUUUCAUAAACUGCCAUAAUUACAUUGCAGAGUUAAGGGUAGUGGGAGUUGGCACCCAGACCACUCCAAUGGGCAGAAGUGGUCUGGGUGCCUGGAGUGUCCCUUUAACUCCCCUGCUGCUGCAGUUUCACACAGAACACUCACAGCAUCAGGCCAUAGUUUCUCAAGAUAAUUGAAUUACUUUACUGAGAGAUCUAUUUCCAGCAAGUGAUAACAGCAACCUAACAGAACCUUUGGUGUUGAGUUCACUCACAGAAUUAGAUGUAGCUUAAAAUCCACUGCUGUAAACAGGGAAUGAGCUAUGGUUAGCCUUUCAGGAGUGUUCUGCAAAGUUAUUGCAGCCUAGGUGUAGAUCCAGCAAUUCACGAUACAGAAGCCAUAAAAAAAAUGUCUGAAUAAUGUUAAUAUAUUCCUUGACACCAGCACAGUUCUAUUCCCUCCUUUCUUGUAGUUCUCUUACAUUUAGAAAUUAAAGGAGCACUCAAGCAACAUAACCACUCCACCCUCCACCCACAGAGUACAGAGUGAGACCAUUUAGCAACAGUUUGACUUCUUAUCUGGUUUCCACAUCGCACCUUCUCUCUGCCGGAAGCUCCCGAUUCAAAGCUUCUGUUGGGUUUUCUUUAGCUAAGCAAAGUGGUCGAUAGCUUCCAGCAGAGUGUUGAGCGGCAACUGACAGACCUCUGGUAUGUAGUCAGAUUGUCACUGCUUACAUUCACCAUAAAUGCUACACCACGCUCUAGUAGUUCUGACGCAUUGAAAAGUAUAAUUACGUGUUUUUAAAAACUGUGGUAAAUAAGGUUUGCCCUACUUUUAUAAUCACAUGUUUUGGUGCAUUAGCUUAAUUAAAGCCCAGAAUCUGUGUGGUGCUUGGUAGAUUUCCAUUUCAACCUGUUAUUCAAUGAAAAAUAUAAUGGUAACAAAAGUUUUUGUGAAACAUAGCUUUUACUCAAGGUUAACUUGUCACAUAAAGCACACAAUAGCAUUUGUCUGUCUUAGCACAGUGCGACUUGAUGCUAUAAUUGUCAUGCUGAGUAGGUUAGCUAAUAGACAUUUAAAUUACAUUUUACUAUUUCUUUUAGGUGUAUCAUUUCAAUUCGGACAGCUAUAAGACACAAAACCAGCACUAUGGAAGAAGCUUAACUAAAGAAACUAUAAAGGAUGGUGAGUGACCUUAAUGUUUGCAAUCUCCACUAAUGUCUCUUGCUCUCUCCUAAAGGGCAGCACUUUACUUUCUCCUCCACCUCUGCUUCACUCCCACCUUAUUUGAUUGCUAUUUCCUGUUCUAAUGUGUUUUAUACCCCACCUCCUAUAGACUGUAAGCUCAUUUGAGCAGGGUCCUCUUCAACCUAUCGUUCCUGUAAGUUUUCUUGUAAUUGUCCUAUUUAUCGUUAAAUCCCCCGUCUCAUGAUAUUGGAAAGCGCUACGGAAUCUGUUGGCGCUAUAUAAAUAGCAAUAAUAAUAAUGUCUGUUUCAGUUGCUAAAGAGUAAGAGUAGUUAAUCAUUUCCAGUGUUCCACAAUAGGUAUGUGUUUGCAGAUCUAAGCGUUAAGAUAUCUUAAAUUGUCUUAAGUCCAAGAUAACUGGGGAAAGUAAUACCAGUUUUGGAGUAAAUGUUUAUGGCAGGUGUUUGUAACCCAUGCUAAAUGCAUGUGCCAAAUAGUUUUGAAAUUUAUCUGCAUUUGAUUUUUAUCAAGUUGGCAUGCCUGAUUACUGUUGUAUAACAUGGAGCUGACAGCUCCAUAAAAUAUUAACUCAUUAAAAUGGGUUAUUCUAGUUCCCUAAAGCAGCAGUAGUGAGUACUUUUGGUUUCAAUCACGGUGAAUGACUUAUUAAGGGAUUAUUGCAGAUCGUGAUUACCUCAUUACAUGCUUUCAUAUGAAACUCUUAUCCAUUUUAAUAUGAUAUGAUGGAAUUGUUUAUGCCCUUUUCACUUUACAGGUGUGUCCAAAUUCUUUUAUAAUGGGACUUCACUGAGAAAAGAUGUAGUAGCCAACUGCAUUCAACAAGUUCAGAGCAUUCUAGCAUGGUUUGAAAACCAAGAGAGUCUUAAUUUUUAUGCAAGUUCGUUACUAUUUGUCUAUGAGGGUUUACCUUCACAAAUCACUAAAAGACUUAUUGAUGGAAGUAUGGUGGACAAAAGAGUUGUCCAGAGAGGAAUUUUGACCGAUGGUGAGUUGGCAGAAUGCAACAACAACAUACAUGUAUUAAGCGCUACAGAAAAUGGCAAGCCUGAAGAUUCUUUAGAAAAGAACCUGUCUAGGAGAUAUGGAAAUCAGAAGAAGGCUUGUUCCAAGCGUCAUCACAGUCAGGUCUCUAGGGAAGUGGAAAGCUCGGAUCGAGACAAUACGAGGAAAAGUCGAAACAAUAUCUCACAAGAACAUGUGAAUGGAAACCUUAUUCCCAAACUGGAAAAUGUAUUUUGCCAUGUUCCUGCAGAUCUGAAUCCAUGCAGCCAGGUAGAUGUACGGAUGAUUGAUUUUGCGCAUGUUUUUCCAAGUAAUGGCAAAGACAUAGGCUACAUCUAUGGACUCAAGAAUUUGAUUGCUGUGCUGCAAAGUAUCUUAACUGACUGAAGAUCUCCUGUAAUUUAAAUGGGGGCCAAUGACACGAUAAUCAAGAACAGCAUACCUUCAAGAAUACUUGCACUUGUAUUUGUUGUUAACUGGAUAUUUUUAUUGUGAUUCUAUAUCUUAACCUGAUUUUGUUUUUUCAUCUUGGUGGAGUGGUCUAGCUUUUAUAAUAUUACUCAGGAAAAUUAAAGUGGUAUGUAAGCAUCAGAAAAAAAAGCUUUUAAUAUGAGCAUAAUCGAGUGGAUGGUGUUUCCUUUAACAGUAGAAUGAAGUGGUUAUCAUGGUGCUAAUGUUGAGGGACCCACUUCUGAUGACCUUUAGAUUAAACUAACAUGAUUUAUGGGACCAUACUCUUUAAGGCAACUUUUGUUAUUUGCCUUCAAUUGUUUUAUUUCCAUCAUAAGAAAAAUUGUGCCUUCAUAAAUAUUUCUGUGAGAUUUUCUAAUCUUCUCGCAGACAAUAUGUAAUGGAGGUGCCACCUCAGUUGGAGCUUACCAAGAACUUUAAAGAUUUAUUUGUGUAUAAUGUAAAACUAAAUAGUUUGGAUACUGAGCCACAUAGAUAUGUAAAAUAUUUUGAUUGUUGCUAUUGAGCUUGCUGUUUACAACCUUCCUAAACAACUGGAAAGAGAGCCAAUUUAAGGAUGUAUAAGUUUACACCUUUUCAUUUUUGAGAGUAUCAUUGCAAACUUUAACCGUAUUUAAAAAAAAUAAUAAAAAAUAAAUAUAAGUCCACAAUUGGAAGGGGAGGAAAGGAAUGUGGGUUGGGCAUUAGGAACAAAACUGCUCAUUCUAAAUAGUCUUACUGGAUUUUUACUAAGCCAACUUGCUUGACCCAGUAUUUAACAAAAUUGAAGAAAGAAUGACUACACACGUUAAAAACUUGUAUGGUAAAUACAUAGUCAUGUCAGACUAAAGUCGCACAUAUUUCUCCAUAUGUUUCUGAAGAUCGCUAACCAUUUUUUGGUUUUCAAUUACCUUUUUAAUCUUUUCGUCCUAUGACUAUGCUGAUGUCCAUCUUAAACCACAAGUCAAAGUUUCAUGGUUUCAAAUCCCUUCUGCAGUGUAAAAGUUAAAAUUGAAGAAAACAAAUGCCUUUCCUUAAUGUGCAAUUAGGAAAGCCGUUUCAUUAUAGAUUUUUGGCUUUAAAAUGUAUAGACAAAAUGCAUUUUCCAUGACUGAUUACCCCCUUUUUCCUUUCUUUACUAAAAUCUAUUUUGUGUGCAGUUAUGUCAUGUAAUUUGUGUAAUGAUCUAAUGUUCGUAUUAAUAGCACCAUGAUUAAUCCUAGAAAUGCAAAACAUUUGAAGAGACACUUUAGGGACCAUAACUACUUAUUAUAAUUGAAGUGGUUCUGGUACCUGAAAUCCUCUGGCACCAUGUCACUAUUCGCUGUUAAACCGAUUUCAAACCAUUCAUUACAAAAUAAAGGGUCCUUGGGCACCUAUGUAACACUGCAAUAUGUGCAAUGGGUGAUAGACUAAGAGAGCUCAGGUAACCGUUUCAACCUGUCACAGUAGCCUGUUGAUGUUUGGGAUAAUUUGGACGCAGACUGGGACAAUAAUUGCAUGGCAUCCGGGAGCAUUAUUCAGUCUCAAACAACUUUGAAACUAUUUCUCGUUGAAUAGUGGCACUACUCUUGGGACUCCAGGCACCAUAAUGACUUCAAUGAGAUAAAGUAGUUAUGGUACCUAGAGUGUUUGUUUUGGCUAAUGGUUUGAUUAAGCCUGGUGAUUGUAUAUUUUAUUUUAUUUUUUAAAAUUUGAAUUAACAUGUAUGAAGAAUGGAUUCCUUGUUCUCUGUUAAACUAACUUUCUUUAACUGUUUUUUUUUUUUUUUAGCUUUUUCAUAGUAACAAGCUUAGAAUCGACAGUCUAUUUCUUAAAAUUAGUGUGCUUUUUGGCAAAUAUUGAUUUGAUGAUUUUUUUUUUUUCUUUUUUGUACGUGAUUUUGGACAGCCAUCAAAAACCUGAGAUAUCAUGAAACUGUUUGCAGUAAUCCUUUAACAGCAUUCAAAAAUCCUUCCAAGUUCCAGGGGUUUGUUUUCCAUGUCCUAAACCUCUAUUCUUAUUUUUGAAAGAUUGUUGUGUCUCUAGAUGGAUUUCUGGUUAAAGCUGGCUGUUUUCUGAGGUUUAGCACUUCUGGAUCAAAAUGUAUUGAAUUUUUCAACAUUUGCUAUAGUGUUUAGAAUUGGCAUGCAUAUUUUCUAUAUUUGCCUUCCUAGAAUUAAAUUAUUUUUAUAUUUUUUUUUAUUUUAUUAUAUUAUAUUAUAAAGUGUGCACUACUCCUAAGAGUCCAUAUAUUUCCUUGGUGUUAUAUGCAGCGGGUGAUAUAAUUAAAUAAGGUAUAUUUUUUCCAGAAACACUGUUUUUUUGUUUUAUGAAAAACAGACCAUUUUAGAUAUCCUCCCCUUUAUUCCCAGCCAACACCUCUUGUGGUACCCAAUCACACAUUUCCUAAUGCCACUCAUUAAGACUUUUUUGCAAGGCAGUUACUCUGGGCAAUUACUCGCUUCUUGAGCUUGGCUUCACAAAGGUAAAAUACCAGGAAGUAACAGGACUUUUUCUCCCUAGAAAGCAUGCCUUUUCCUUCCAUCAAACUGGAACUUUGCAUGUCCCAUUUGUUUUUUGUUUCUCAUCCUCCCCAAUAAGUCUAUAUCGGACAGGGUCGUUACUUGUGCAUUUCAUUAUCUGUAACUGUGAUUUGAAUUGUAACUCUUUUUACGCAAGUUACAGUAACCUAUUAAUACAAACGUGUUUUUUUUUUUUUUAUUGGGGGGAGGAGAGGGGUGAAUAAUAUUUGUGGCCUGCUGCCUGAAACGGUAACAAGUAAAUUGGGGAAAAAAAACCUUAGACAUGUAUACAUAUUUGACCUCUUCCCCCCUCUCCCCUCCCCCCCUUCUCACUGGCUACGAUAAACUCCCUAUUUUGUCGGUUUGGCUAAUUUGUCAAACUAAAGCUUUCAUAGACUGGGUCCUGGCACCAUAACAACUGCAGUAAGCUUGAAGUCAUAAUGGUGCCUAGAGUGACCCUUUAAAAGGACCACAUACCAUAGGUUGUUAAAGACCCAAUAAGUCAUGAAUUUGAAUAUUUCAAGCUGAAACUUGUGAAAAUUGGAAGACUCUUCAUAGAAGAGAUAACACAGCAAUUAAAGUAAUGGAUGUUAGAAGCUGACUAUCAUAAAUUUUUCAGUUUUCGAACUUUGAAUCGUAUUCCACAGUGGACCGUGGGAGUGUCAACACAGAUAUAGUGACUUUACCAGCAUUAGCGCUACACAUACUUACUAUAUAAAAUUAUUCUACUCUUAAAGACUUCUGUAUAAUUUGAGUCCCAAAAACUUUUUGCCAACUUAAAAUGUCACCAUAUUUUAAACCUCUAUAACUCAGCUUUGAGUAUGUAUCAUAACAGAAAUAUUGAGACUAUUUAUUUUUAAAACUUUUUUUACUUAACGGUUUAGAAUUUUUAUCAACUGAAAUAUAAGGUUUUACUGCUGAUUCUGGAUUGUUUUAUAGGCCAUUAUAUCCCAAACAGGUCCAUAAGAACAUCUAUCAAUCCACAAUGUUGGGAUUUAAAAUUCUGUUCCAAUGGGCGGUAUUGACAAAGCUUUGAAUAUGUGAAGUCCUUUUUUUUUCUUUUUGUCCAUUACACAAUUUUUUUGGGGUAUCAUUAAAAAUAGUCUGCUAGUAAGUCAAUUGAAAGAGCACUUGUGAAGUCAGCUGUAUGAAGAGUAUCUGUUGCAUUGAAAUAAACUUAUUUUGAGCAUGGAUAUUUUCAUCUAGUGUAAUUACAUUUUAAAUGUAUAUCUUUGACUAAGCUGGCAAAUUAUUUUUUUAAGAGUUACUAAUGGUUUUCCACCACUGAUAUGAUCUAGAUGUUGUAGAUGGUUGUUUGUGUUUCUUGUUUAAAACACCAGACUGCACAAACCUAUUUUUCCUAAGAGUACAAAUAGUCUUCUGGUAUUCUGCAUUUAGAAUGAAAAUGGUAAUCUAGAGCUUUAUAUGGCAUGAUGUAUGGGACAUACAUUUGCAGCAUUAAUUUGGUUAUGCCAUAUCCCCUCAUCCCCUCCAUUUUCCUAAUGAUUAUGAUAAUAUUGGAGUGCCUUUUUAGCCCAUUAAGUACCAAAAAGUCAAGCUACUAUUAAUCCAAAUAAUAUGAUCUAUUGCCAGGUCAAAGUAGUUGAUACACUUACAAAACUGUGUAAACAUGCAAUCACAUUUUCUCUGAGUAUUGGGUAAAUGAACAAGUGAUCGGUGUCAGAUUCCUAGUUUUUAAGUAAAACAUGCCCAAAAUAAAUUUUUAAGCAGAGCAAGAUGUGAUUUAUUUGUAGAAUUGUAGACUUUUUUUGAAAUUAAUUUUUUUGUUUGUAUGGCCGUGUAUCUGAGAAAAGACCACAAAAGACUUCUCCAACAGCAAUGUUUUGCGUUCCUUAAUAUUUUGAAAUGUAAAAAUAUAUAUAUUUUUUUUAUAAUCAAAAACUUGAAGAUGCCCUUUAUCACCCAUCAUUAAUGGCAUGCGUUCACCUUAACAUCUUGGGUUGUUCUCACAAGACCAUUUUAGAUUUGACGAGAUCAAUACAUUUCACACUAGGUCAACUAAUGGGGCCCUCACUUUGGAAUUCAUAAAAAAAGUUUAAAAAAAACCCAAAUUUUUAUAUAUAUAUAUAUAUAUAUAUUUUUUUUUUUUUUCUUUUUUUUUGAUAUUUCAUUAUUAUAUUUCCAAAAAAUUUCACAAUAUUUUAAUUUUUUUUUUCUUUAACAUAUAAGAUAUUGUCUGCCACUAUUGUGUACACAGUUUGAGUCUUGAGUUGGAUGUGCAAGAUAUUGGCUGAGGCGACUGGUAGCAGUCUUUUUGCUUUUUUUAACAGACCUCCUUUUAAGAGUGACUUUAGACAUAACCCUGCUUCUACAAUUAUGUGUAUAUUUGAAUUGAUAUAUUUGUGAUGACAGUUUACCUCUAAUUUGGUGUGAUAUGAGACCAAAAUGGCUGCUUCCAGCAAAAUUAUUUUGUGUACUUUUAUUUGUGUACUUUAAUUCAAAUGUGUUUUGUUUUCAUUCUUGUGACAAAUAUUUUGUUAUAUGCCUUAUCUACAUUCACGUUUCAAGAUUAAUUUAUAAUUAUUUUGGUGUUCAAUGCUAUUAUGAGAGAGGGUGGUUUUCAAAAAUUAAAAAUUUGUUUCAGUUGAUACUUCUAAUGCUUUCCGAUUUGGGUUCUAUAAACUCUGUGAACUGACUGUUUUAUUAUUUUAGCUGCAUAGAAUUUCUAAGGAAAAGUAAAGAUUUGUAUGCUUGCAACCGAAUAAUGAAAUUGUGUGCACACAGGCACUUUAAUUCUCUGGGAUAUGUACUGGAAGUUGUAUGAAAUAUUUGGAAAAUGCAUUGAAACUUUUAUCCUAACUGUUCAUAAAACUACAGUACUAAAAUCUGUUCUACUUAAUAAAAGAAUGUAUGUUGAGUAGUACAAUGUAAUUUUGAUGUUUAAUAAUUUUGUGAUGUUUUAAUUUUGGGUAAUCUUUACCACUACAUGUAAGUAUACAUUAAAAUAUAUAUAUAUACACCUAGUGACCAUUUAUUUUUCAAAAGAAUCUAAUACGUUAUUAACUUUUGUAAAUGUAAGUGAUAUUUAGGUAGCUAUAAUACCUGUAUAUUUGACAUACCUGAAUUGCUAUUAAAAGUGUUGUUAUUUUUAUUUUUUUCCUCUCUAAUUCUUGAUUUUCUGUGUGGAUUAUUUAAUCCUUGUGAUAACAUGUUACUCAAAACUUUUUUUUUUUUUUUAAUAUGGUUCUAUAGGUGAUUGAUAAUUCAAAGGUUCACUGAUGUGAUUUCAUCAUUUUAAUUUAAAGCAUGUAAAAAAACAAAACACAAAUCCAAACAUUUUUACUUGUACACUAUCGGAGGAUGAGGCUUCAUGGGAACGCAACUGAGGCAAUAGAACAUACAAUUUUUUAAAAGGACACUGUAGGCACUCAGACCACGCUUUUGCGCUUUACGCUUUUGCACUUAGUGCUGCAAUGUAAAACAUUGCAAUUCCAGAGAACUGCAAUGUUUACAUUGCAGCUCUGUCUGUUCUGUGACUAUCUACCAGACCGUAACUCGAGGCUUCCGGAAUCCAAACUAACUUUUGUUACGUUAUGACACUGGAUGUCCUCAUGGACCCCCAGCGUCGGAUUUUCCCCAUAGGAAAGCAUUGAAUAAUUGCAUGCGUAUUAGGUCUCCGUCUACGGGGGAGGAGCAUGGGCAGAGCCUGGCUUCAGGUAAGUGGCUGAAGGGGGGCCCAGAGGGAGGGGACACACACACCUACUAACCCUAUAGUCCCAAGAAAACUGUUUUCCUGUCACUAUAGGAUCUUUUUAAACGUUUACAGUGCAAAUAGGGGGAUUUUGUCACACCCUAUGGGACACCCUAUUGGACACAAAGCAGCAAGGAUUGCAGUAAGCAAGUUUAAAGGGACACUGCACUGCCCAAAUAACACGGUUUAUCAUUGGGGGAAUAAAAUCAACUUUUAAAAGUUGAUGUCUUGUGUAUUGCAUUUACAAGCCCUCAAUUUCUAACACAGCACAAACUUUCUGUCGCUGUCCAAUUGCCUGCCUAUUUAGCUUCACUGAGCUAAACAAACCAGGAAGUAACCAGACUAGUUGUCUGCUUGAAUGCCAGGGGCUGUAACCAGGUUCAUUAACAAAAGUGCCAAUUUCUACAGAAAUCUGCACAAUUUAUAAAAUGAAAAAAGAGGACAUGCUCUUCAGCAAGAUAAAAUGCUUGAGUUUCAGUGACUCAUAAUUUAGGGUAUAUUCACUUUCACAGAUGUAGUAAAUUGCAAAGACAAAACAUACCCAGGACAUACAUAAUGCAACCACAAUAACAAAUAUUGGAUGAAUAGGAUGCACUAGAGAGCUUCCAACUGUCUGCGAGGCAUUGAUUGGCCUCUGCUGGACCCCAGGUAUGAAGUCAAAGCGUGACUACAUACAUGGGGGAGAAGCCAGGGCACUCGUCAUACCAUAUGCUAUGUAAUAUGCACCACGAUCCAGUAAAAGAUCAUUUUGAAUUCUGCAAUACCUUUUAGCUGCACAUUUCAUUAGUAUAAAACGUGACAACGAACUGGCCUAAACACAUUACUACCACAGUAAAUCUGUUCUUUUCCUUGGGAAAGCCCACAUCUUGUGUAACAGUCUGCAAGAACUAAAGCCACGUUUGUUCUGUAUGUUUCAGGGCACACGCCAAGACCAUGCCUCAAUGAAAAGUACCCUAAGCAGUACUUAACGUCUGUUCAAAUUUGUUUUGUCAUAACUGUCUAACCAUCCAUCCCCACACUUAAUAGUUCCUAAUCUCUGUGUUAAAACCAUGAGUAAACCCUGUUUUACUUUCCUUACCAACAGACAUAUUGAAAA
Molecule: messenger RNA, 30923 nt
Organism: Pelobates cultripes (western spadefoot toad)
Lineage: Eukaryota; Metazoa; Chordata; Amphibia; Anura; Pelobatidae
Source: the annotation of a GenBank genome assembly